Molecule: messenger RNA, 777 nt
Organism: Cydia splendana
Lineage: Eukaryota; Metazoa; Arthropoda; Insecta; Lepidoptera; Tortricidae
Exons: 6
Coding region: 1-729 (242 amino acids)
Molecular function (GO): protein binding
Source: RefSeq, a predicted model, not a curated record
AUGGCCUUCUACAAUAGAAAAAUGAUGCAAAACAAGGAGAUUAUUAAAGCUUGGCGAGCCGGACAUCGGAGGAAAAUACAUAGUGAUGAAGAAAUUAGUUUACCUGAGAUAUGCGGUGAGAUUGGACACUGGAUGCGGCGCGACCGCCACCCCCGCAACCGUCUCUCUCUACGCAGCUUCUCUGUCCUGCUCUCCGGCGCCAUACGGCUCUACAGGGACCAAAUCAAUCUCUUGUUGAAAGAUACUUUCAAAUGCAGUAUAAGCCCAGUGUCAGUCUUUACACCUGUUGACCACACAAUCUCAGAGUCUUCAGUAGAAGAAUUAACCGAGUUUAUGCCCGGUAUAGAAGCUACUAACACGAGAGAAAAUAAUUCUUCUGAAAACGGAUAUCCGCCCGAAUCAACUGAAUACAAUACGGACACAGAAUCAUUACCUCCUGAUGAUUCAUAUGAAACUAUUGCCGAUGACGACUCUACUGUGUUUACAGUUACAUCUAAAACUAUAGAGCAAACUUACUCCGAAGAACAAGACGCGUCCGAAAAAACAAGAGACCAAAUGAUCCAAACAUCACCAGCUCCAUCCGAUAAUUUCACCAAUUUCGACCCUAACCUCCCGUUCGGAUACAUCAUAGUCCACGACAACUUCCACUCUAGGAUACCUAGCAAGAUAUUAUUUUCUAGCCUUUCUGAAAACGCUAGAUUCCUGCCCAUUCACAGACCAAUGCUCUGAGAAUACUUUGCCAGAUAAAUACCGUACCGAAUUAUUACAUUUAUUUUG